This is a messenger RNA of Oikopleura dioica, 915 nucleotides long. The record is from the annotation of a GenBank genome assembly. Lineage: Eukaryota; Metazoa; Chordata; Appendicularia; Copelata; Oikopleuridae.
AUGAUGCUUCCUUUUUUAUCUUUUCUCGCGCUUCAGAUACAGACAGCGAGUGCGCAAACCCACCGGCUCGUUGUAAAGACAGAAGUUAAAACAAAAGCGUUUAGCAAAGAAGCUGAUUUACCGAAUGCUGUUUACUUUGAUGAUCUUUUUAACCUCGCGGUUAAUGAGUGUGAGCUGGAAGGCUUUGAAAUGAAAUCGAAUGAAACUGAAUCCUUUGGUGAUACUGGAAAUAAACUUUGGAAAAUGACUGUUGAUGUCGAUUUUACAGCGUAUUCGAUGAACUACAUAGGAUCGGAUUGCCUUAGACGUACAGUCGAAAAGCCCGACGAGAUAAUUGACCUAAAAGUCCUCAAAGAAGUGAGAAUUUUCGACGAAACAGAGAGCAUCGUUAUUGGGACAUUUUCGAGCAUUGGAUUUCUCAUUAUUCUUCAGGGAUUUGCACUGGCGAACAAAUUCAGCAAUAUUCUCAAGGCGACUUUGAUGACAGUAGGCCAACUGGUGUUUUAUACAGUUGCCGGAUCUCUUGUUUAUUUCAUGUAUCAAGAUGAUACGACAGCUGUUGACUUGAAAGUGGGCUGGGGAAUCAUCGGCGGAACCGCUGGAUUUUUACUCUUGAUCCUCAUUGUCGUUUCUUUCCUCAACAGGUCAUCCGUGAGUUCGGAGUCGAGCGAGAAUCCGAAAAAGCGAGUUCGCAGACGACAAAGGCGCAAUUCAAAUGGCUCGUCGUCUUCAUCUUCUUCAAGUUCUUCUGGAGGCUCUUCCUCACUUGGUGACGCCUUUGAUGCUAACUUCCAGCCGUCUUUAUCAGUUUACGAUCCAGCUCGAAACAGUGAAGAUGAGCGAAAGUCGAGAAAGAACAAGAACCGCUCUCGCCGAACAAAAGUCUACACAGAAUACAGCAACACGAGAAUCUAA